UCUACAAUUGUACCGUAAUAAUAACCAAGGUUACUGACGACAAUCAACAACCAUCAUCAUUAAAUUAGCUACCUUUUCAUCAUCAUCUUCAAUCUCAUCAUCAUCAUCAUGAUUAUCCCUCUUUCCAUGAUUUAAUUUAUCACCAGAGUUGAAAUGAAACUCAAAGGCUCCUUUGUUAAUCAUUGUAAAGUGUUUACUUUAUUUACCAUUGGAUUAAUGUGUUUAUCAUCUUGAUAUACAUUUAAUCACAAUUUAAUUUGAUCAUCAUCUACUUAUUAUUACCAGUUGAUUAACCUUUUUUACUUUUUCCCAUUAGUAGUUUAAUUAACCAUCAUAAUUAUUAUCAUCUUCUUCCUCCUCCUUCAUCAUCAUCAUCAUCAUCAUCAUCUUAACUAGGUCUUAGUUUUAAUUGUAAUUAAAACGAUGAUUUUAGGAUUAGUGGUUGCGAAUUGUUUUAAUCCAAUUUCAUUUUUAAUUAUCUGUUUAACUUUAUUGUCCAGAUUGAAUAAUAUAAUCACUGAAUCUUGUGAUGAUCGUUUCAAUACCGAGAUUAAAGGUAAGUGUUCAUGUUUCAAUGUUCUUGAUGAUCAUGGUGAUGUCCUUGGUUUGGGUGUUGAAUGUUCAGAGACAACGGGAAGUGACCUGCACCGGGACAUCGAUGAGAUACAUUUUGAAUCUUCUACCCCAAUAGUUCAUCUUAAAGUUCGUGAUUCUAAUCUGAAAGAUAUGACUGAUCUUCCAAGUGGACUUGUUGAUAUUCGUUGGCUUGUUCUGGAUAAUACAUCGAUUGACCUUCAUGUUAUCAGGGAAUCAGCUGAGAUUCUUGGUAAUCUUGAUAGUCUUAAAUUGUUCAAUGAAAAUUACACCCUGGUACCUGAAAAUGUUUUCCAUGACGGUAUGAAUGGACUUCAAACCCUUUGGCUGAACGAUAUUGGCAUUUACAGUAUUUCUCGGGCCGCUUUUCAUCAUCUUGACGAUUCCUUGGUUGAAUUAUCACUUCGAGAAAAUAAAUUACGGUCAAUCCCUUUAGCAAUUAUCGCUCUCAUGAAGAUUGAAAUUCUUGAUUUAACCGACAAUGAGAUUCAAUCGGUUUCCGAGGGAUUGGCCAAUGAUCUUUCUCGAAGUCUCCAUCGGGUUCGAAAAAUUAUGUUAAACAAAAUUAAUUGUACCUGUAAUUUUGCUAAAUCGCGAUUCGCCCGUUGGAUCCGUGAGAACGCAAUUAAAGGCGUUGAAUGUGGUUACCCGAUACGAUUUAAGGACCACGAUGUUUGGUCAACACCAAGUGAAGAGUUUUGUAGCUCAGGAUCAUCAUCCGUGAUUAAUUUACCGUUAAUCACGUUAAUCAGUUCAUUGUUAGUGAUUAAAUUGCUGUUUUUCACCUGAAAUAAUGAGAUAAUUCUGAUUGAUUCUGUAAAAAUUAAGACACAAUUUAUAUUCACCAAAAUAUUUACUUUUCCCUUCUUGCUAAUUGUUGUCAAUAUUUAACCUAAACAGCAUUUAAAUACAAUAUUGUAAUUAUCAUCAUCAUCAUCAAGUUAAGACCAAACAAUUUAAUUUGUUUACUUUUUAAGUUAACCAAUCUAAUCAAAUCAAUUGAUUGUUGUACAAUUUUUUCAAUCUUUAUAAAGAUUUUAUUAUAUUUUUUA
Molecule: messenger RNA, 1646 nt
Organism: Panonychus citri (citrus red mite)
Lineage: Eukaryota; Metazoa; Arthropoda; Arachnida; Trombidiformes; Tetranychidae
Product: leucine-rich repeat-containing protein 40-like
Exons: 2
Coding region: 424-1383 (319 amino acids)
Cellular component (GO): extracellular matrix
Source: RefSeq, a predicted model, not a curated record